Dimorphilus gyrociliatus is the source of this 734-nucleotide messenger RNA. Lineage: Eukaryota; Metazoa; Annelida; Polychaeta; Dinophilidae. The record is from the annotation of a GenBank genome assembly.
AUAACAAUAUAUAUCCUUGUCACGAUACAAGAAUAAGUCGUGUAAAUUUCAUAUCAUAUCGAUUAAGAGAGACGAAAAUGAUUUAUUCCAAAUUGGAUACAUUUAAAGUCAUUCUGAUUGUUCUAGUCGUCAUAAAUUUUACAGAACAAUGUACUGAUUGUUCUAAUACAACAGCUACAACAACAGUAAAGGAUACAUCAAAAGGAUCGUCCUCAUUUGAAUUCAAGUUUUAUUUUAUACCUAUACCAAUAGUACUUCUGGGAGCUGGAAUAUCCGGUUUGUUCUGUUGUGCAAGAUGUCGAAAUGAAAAAUACGGAGAAAACAAGACUCCGGAUGAUUAUACUAUGGAAAGAUAUAAUGGACCCGAUCGAAAAAACAAUAAAUACUCCAUUCACGAUGUAAAGAGGAAACAGAAGCCACCUGUUCCGCCUCCACUAACGACAACAAGAACUUCAGACUAUGAAACAGUUUAUGAGACAAUAAAUGAAAAUCAACAAGAAAUCAACUCAGUAUCGGGAUAUUUGUCUCUUGAAUCAUCUACUUAUCUAUACCCAUCGAAUUCGUACGAUCGUCUACAGGCUACCGGAGAUAUUGAUAAAGAGAAAAAGACCAAUGAAAAUAGUGACAGUAUAAGAGAUGCAUCGGGUAUCAGAAGUUUUGCUGAAGUAACCCUUUCAAAGCCACUGUCUACCAAACAACACAACUUUUCUGAUUCUAAUUCUUAUAAGAAUUGA